AAUUAGUACAAGUACACUAUAUGUGACUCUGGACCACAAAACCAGUCUUAAGUCGCUGGGGUAUAUUUGUAGCAAUAGCCAAAAAUACACUGUAUGGGUCAAAAUGAUCGAUUUUUCUUUUAUGCCAAAAAUUAUUAGGAUAUUAAGUAAAAAUCAUGUUCCAUGAAGAUAUUUUGUAAAUUUCCUACCGUAAAUAUAUCAAAACUUGAUUUUUGAUUAGUAAUAUGCAUUGCUAAUAACUUCAUUUGGACAACUUGGUGAAACAGGUUUUAAAAUAAAUGACCCUUAAGGGUUUAUAAGUUUAUAGUGUGCCGUGUGAUAAGCGGGGGGACUUUGUUGUUUUUUAGACUUUAAUAAGAAAUAACAUUCUCUGGUAGAUAUAUACAAGAAAGCGUAAUUAACAGAAGCUUAUUUUUAACCAGGCAAGUCAAAAGGUUCUUCUUUUCAACUUAUGCGCGUGCGCAGUGUUGUGUGUGUAUGUGUGUACCAUAGACUGUAAAAGAGUGUGUACAGGUGGAAAAAACUUCGUGACAUUUGAUUUAUGUCAUGGAUUCAGGGAUUUACAGUCCCAAUGCUGACUGCUCUCGUCUCGUAAACGGCUGCUGAUCUGAGGUCAGACCGAGCGGAUAGUUUCGCGCUUGCAGCGUGUUGCUGUGCAGAUCGAAGCGCGCGCGGAGCUGAGGCGGAGGCGGAGUCUCGGCUCGGUUUCUAUGGCGACCGGCCGCUUGUAAAUAGCGUGUUUUCUUCUCCAUGCGAACUCAAACACAUUCUCACGGUGCGCGGACACACGGCUCCAUCUGUCCGUCAGACUCACACGACAACACACAGCGCCGGUUAUUUGACAAAUUUCGAUCUCGGGAAGUUGCUAUUUGCGUGCGCUUUCAUUUUUUUUUUUAUCAUAAAGCAAAUAUUUGGAUGAGACAUUGGAAGAGAUGGAGAAGUAUGAGAAGAUCAGUAAGAUCGGCGAAGGCUCGUACGGCGUCGUGUUCAAGUGCAGGAAUAAAGACACCGGACAGAUCGUUGCCAUCAAGAAGUUUGUGGAGUCUGAGGAUGAUCCCAUCAUUAAGAAAAUAGCGCUCCGAGAAAUCCGCAUGCUGAAGCAACUGAAACAUCCAAACCUAGUGAAUCUGAUCGAGGUGUUCAGAAGAAAGAGAAAACUGCACCUGGUGUUUGAGUACUGCGACCACACAGUCCUAAAUGAGCUGGACAGAUACCCAAGAGGCGUUCCAGAGCACAUGGUUAAAAGCAUCAUCUGGCAAACACUUCAGGCUGUGAACUUCUGCCACAAGCAAAAUUGUAUCCACAGAGAUGUGAAGCCUGAAAAUAUUCUCAUCACCAAACAUCAGGUCAUCAAACUCUGUGACUUUGGCUUUGCCAGGAUCCUCACGGGUCCAUGUGAUUAUUACACGGAUUAUGUAGCGACGCGGUGGUACCGAGCUCCAGAACUGCUAGUAGGAGACACGCAGUACGGCCCGCCAGUGGACGUCUGGGCAGUAGGCUGUGUGUUUGCAGAGCUGCUCUCUGGUGCCCCUUUAUGGCCGGGCAAAUCCGAUGUAGACCAGCUGUAUCUGAUCAGGAAAACUCUGGGCGAGUUGAUUCCUCGACACCAGCAGGUGUUCAGCACUAACCAGUUCUUCAGUGGAGUUUGUGUCCCUGAACCUCAGGAGACGGAGCCUCUUGAACUGAAGUAUCCAAAUAUCUCGUACCAGGCGCUGAGCCUCAUGAAGGGUUGUCUGCGGAUGGACCCGGCUGAGAGGUUGUCCUGUGAGCAGUUACUGGAGCUGCCAUACUUUGACAGUCUGAGAGAAGAGAGCGAGAGUGUGACACGUGAACUGGACCGCAAGAGACGCACACGCCAGCCACGGAAACACCUGCCUCCUGGGUAUCUGCCUCAGCUGGCCAGCAGUACUGUCUUCCCAGCCGUGGAAAACAGAAAAUACUACAACAACCUGCGCAAAUUCAACUAUCAUCUACCCAACAUAUGAUGGACGUCGACUCAUCAGGAACCCGAGAACCGACCGACCGACCACCUCCCAGCUGGUGUGUGAGUGUGUGUGUGUGUGUUUGUGUGAGAGAGAUAGACAAAGGGCUCUGCUCUGCCUGUAGAACAAUGAUGUCACACUGCCAAAGCAAAGACUCACAGAGGCAUUUCUGUAAUAUGUAAAAUGACAACAGCAAUAAUAAUAGCGUUAAAGCUGAAUGCUGUGUUUGAUAGUUUGAUUAGAAACUGACUUCAGUGCUAUAGAGGAGUUUGCUCUGUGGGACAGAUUUUUUUUACCUCUAUUAGAUCCAGAUGUUUUACUUAUUUAUAGAUCCUAAUGAUGUUUGAAGUGUGUAUAUGUGACUAAAAUCAUUUCUAGAGACGUAACCAGACCCAGACAGAAUCAACAAACAUUUCUUUCAGAUUUUCUGUAGAUAAAAGACUGGAAUUUUGCAGUAUGGAUUUUAAAUCAGAAUUCUGAGUUGCUGAAAGCAUGAUCAAAUUAGCCAAAAUAUUUAAUAAAUGAAGUGUUUUGGGGUGUGUAGAACUUGUUUGAAAUGUGCAGAAAUCUUUCUGUGUGGGUCUGGACAUAACCCUGUAUUUUCUUUUAACAUUUAUCACCCCAUUGUGUACAUAAUGAUCUUUUUGUUGCCUUUAUGAGCGGUGCUAAUAAUUGAGCCACUGACUUGCACCAAAUGCCAAAUUCAAUGUGAUUUGCAAAUGUGUUUUUUGUGUUAAAAUAGAUGUAAAAAUGUAAUAGUUUUUGUUGGUUUUCAGACUAAAUCAUUAAAGAUCUUUGUGCAACAUA
Onychostoma macrolepis is the source of this 2789-nucleotide messenger RNA. It is a transcript of the gene cdkl1, whose product is annotated as cyclin dependent kinase like 1 (CDC2 related kinase). The coding region runs from base 933 to 1985 and encodes 350 amino acids. NCBI's taxonomy places the organism in Eukaryota, Metazoa, Chordata, Actinopteri, Cypriniformes, Cyprinidae. The transcript is spliced from 10 exons. Gene Ontology annotation, molecular function: ATP binding; cyclin-dependent protein serine/threonine kinase activity. The record is from RefSeq and is a predicted model, not a curated record. Gene Ontology annotation, biological process: protein phosphorylation. Gene Ontology annotation, cellular component: nucleus.